AUACGUAUUGAAAUAUAUUUAUGAUAUGACACUAAUGUAAUUUUUGUUUAGUAUUUUUAGAUCUACUAUACUAAUUUGUACUCUUAAAAAUCAACAUAUCUGAAUAGAUAUGGGUUUGUAUUCUAGAUGUUAAUUACACGAUUUAUCACCGCAAACAAUACUUAAGAAUGGCUUUAAUAUCAAAAACUAGGGUAUUAAACAAUAGAGGUGUAGGAGCUUUAGGUACAUAUCGUGAUUUGAGUUCUUUUGAAUAUGCCGCGCCUCCACAUCUUCAACAUGUAAUAGUACCAGUGGAAAAAUAUGUGGGUGUUAAAAGUGAACUAAGUCCAGACUGUAGAUCUGUAUUCAUGCAUAUGUCGGAUCCGCUAAAGUUUCUCAAUGGAGACGCCUCAUACGUUCCACAUGUUACUGUUGACGAUAUAACCCCAAAAGGAAAAGUCUUACGUGGAACAGGUCUUCAUGGACCAGAAAGAACUGAUGUUAUGCGACUAGUGCUAUUUAAUCGUUUGAAAUCCAGACAACUGCAACGUAUCGUUCCAAGUGAUAGGGAGGCUCAGAAUGAUUCUUACUUUUUUAUUGCAUCAUCAUGGUUAUUUGGAUCGUUUAUAUUAGGUUCAUAUCUCAUAAGUACACCUAGAGAAUACGCCAUUAAGCAUGAGCACUUCCCUUGGGUCCCUGCAAGAACCGACGGUACCAGGGGUCCGGGAGUUCACACCUGGUUUACUAAUUAGAAACACCUAUAAGACAUUCUAUUUC
Molecule: messenger RNA, 756 nt
Organism: Theileria equi strain WA
Lineage: Eukaryota; Apicomplexa; Aconoidasida; Piroplasmida; Theileriidae
Exons: 2
Coding region: 168-731 (187 amino acids)
Source: RefSeq, a predicted model, not a curated record